Hemicordylus capensis (graceful crag lizard) is the source of this 1162-nucleotide messenger RNA. Its product is annotated as chorion class B protein B.L1-like. Gene Ontology annotation, cellular component: intermediate filament. The transcript has 2 exons. The record is from RefSeq and is a predicted model, not a curated record. NCBI's taxonomy places the organism in Eukaryota, Metazoa, Chordata, Lepidosauria, Squamata, Cordylidae. Gene Ontology annotation, molecular function: structural constituent of cytoskeleton. Bases 199 to 705 code for a protein of 168 amino acids.
UGAUGCAGGAAGGGAAGACUCCAGCCAGGGUGCCCAGGUUGCCAGAAGUUUCAGCCCGUCCACCAGCACCGUAGCCAUAGCCAAGACUUCCAUAGCCCUAGCCGAGACCUCCGUAGCCGAGACCUCCGUAGCCGCCACCGCAGAGACUCCCUCAGAGACCUGCUGAUCCAAAGCCAACGACGGGGGUGGAAGUGCAGGAUGGGACGGUGCAGGAUGGUCCACAGAAAGUCAUGUCUGAUUCAUCUCCACCUCUCCGCCAUGAUUUGCUGCGGACCAGCUUGCACCGUCCCAUCUUGUGCCUCCACCCCAGUGGUUGGGUUUGGAUCAGCAGGUUGCAAAGGAGGUCUCGGCUACGGCUAUGGAGGUCUCGGCUAUGGCUACGGUGCUGGCAGCCUGGUUGAAACUUCCGGCAACCUGGGCACCCUGGCCGGAGUCGCCCCUUCCUGCAUCAACCAGAUCCCCCCAGCAGAGGUGGUGAUCCAGCCACCCCCCGUUGUCGUGACCCUCCCAGGAGCCAUCCUGUCCGCUAGCUGCGAGCCCGUCUCCGUGGGAGGAAACACUCCCUGUGCCGUUGGGGGUUCUGGGAUUGUCGGAUCCGGUCUCUAUGGUGGUCUGGGAUCUGGCUAUGGUCUGAGAAGGGGUGGAUACAUUGGGAAAAGGGGCCUCUUUGGGCGCCGUGGGAGCAUCUGCGGAUACCCCUGCUAAAUCCCAACUGAAGGGAAUCUCAAAUGCUCCACGACUGGCGACCAAGGUGAAGUCCACAGCUGAGCUUCUGGACUUGGGUCCAGAUAUGCUGAAUAUGCAGAAGGCCAUCCCAGCUAGCUAGCCAAUGGGAUUCACCAAUAGUCUGCAUUUCCCAACCAUACCUUCCAUCACAAGCACCUUCUCAGUGCUCUCUGCCUCUUGCAUGAUCUAACUCUUUCUUCACUACUUGAGCAGGCCACUAGAAAACUCAUCUUGCGAUCAAGCUGUAGUUAUUGGAGGGAAAUGGCAUUACACAGCCAGACAUCCAAAACCUCCCAUAAAUGUAGACUGUUUUUUGCACUUUUGUUUGUUUCUCGGAAGCCAACAGACUGUCUGUUAGCAAUGUUUCCAUGUACAUCUGUGCCUUAUUUGGGGCAGUUGUAUAAUAACGCAUUGUUAAAUUAAAUGCUUGCCUUGC